Priapulus caudatus is the source of this 3389-nucleotide messenger RNA. RefSeq names its product glutamate receptor 3-like. Gene Ontology annotation, cellular component: postsynaptic membrane; plasma membrane. Gene Ontology annotation, molecular function: transmitter-gated monoatomic ion channel activity involved in regulation of postsynaptic membrane potential; glutamate-gated receptor activity. Lineage: Eukaryota; Metazoa; Priapulida; Priapulimorpha; Priapulimorphida; Priapulidae. Gene Ontology annotation, biological process: modulation of chemical synaptic transmission; monoatomic ion transport; synaptic transmission, glutamatergic. The record is from RefSeq and is a predicted model, not a curated record.
GAGAGAGAGAGAGAGAGAGAAAGAAAGAGAGAGAGAGAGAAAGAGAGAUCGCGCACACGCGUUUAGUGUGUGAUUCGUUUCCAGGCAGCAGCAGUAUAUGUAGGCCCCUACAUCGUUCGAUAGGCCUACUACUAGAACACACGUACACUCACACGCACACACACACCGUGUGUUUACCGUACAGCAUGACCGCCAUCAUGCGGCGGCAGCGGCGCAGCGGCGGCAGAGACGACCACGGAAACGAUAACGACGAUUAACGAGAGAGAUCUUCCGUCUGAGCGAGAGAGCGAGGAAAGGAGAGAGAGGGAGAGGAGAGAGAUGGUGUCGGCAAUGGCAGCCAACCUCGUGACGAUGGCGAUGUGUGUGUUGGCUGGCUUCGCGGCCCUGCCUCGCGCGGCGGAGGCGGGAAAUCCGGGUUUGAUUCGCAUACCAGUCGGAUUGAUCCUGAGUCCGCAGUCGGAGCAUAUGAACCUCAGCUUCCGCUAUGCGCUCAAGCUGGCCAACGUGAAGGAGGGUCGCCUCAUGUUCGAUCCCGUCGAUGAAUUCACGGACAUCGACAACAGCUUCGACCUGGAGCGCGCCAUCUGCUCGGAGCUGUCGAAGGGAAUCUUCGUGUUGAUUGGCGAUACGACGACGGCGUCGCUUCCGACGGCUCAAGCUUUCACGGACAUCUUCCACAUGCCCAUGCUCACGCCUAGCUUCCCUAUGCCACACAAUGUUGCUUCCGAGACUAACCACUACCAGGUGUACAUGCAUCCGGGUCACAUGAAGGCCGUCUACGACAUCAUCAAGUAUUACAAGUGGGACACGGUCUACUACCUGAUCGUGUCCGACGAAGGUUUGCCGAACCUGGAGCGGCUCUUCAUCCUGCUGGGACCGCAGAGCGCCAAGAGCACGUUCAACAUCAUCCCACGAUUCAUAUCGCAUGACAAUAGUACAGCGAAAAAGCAAUUAGAGAGUGUGGAUGGCGAAGAAGACAAGAUAACGCCGAGGCGUCUCAUAGUAGACUGCCAGACGUUAGAAGCCACGCAAAGGAUUAUGGAUCUGUUGGCCGAGAUCAAGAUGACGACGAAAUAUUACCACUACGUCAUAGCCUCGUUCGCGUCCGAACAGCUGAACAUGUCAACGUUUGGUCACGACGGUGCCAACGUGACGGGUCUGCGCAUACUGGAGAGGUCUGGACGAGCGCUGCGAGACUUCUACAAUGGCGGAGACUGGGGCGGCAUGGUGAGCCGCACUCUGGGAAUACCUGCCGCCAAACAGCGCACGUUGAUGUACGACGCUGCUCUGAUCUACGACAGCGUACGAGUCAUCAACAAAGCGUUCACGCGCAUGCUCACCGAAUACCCGAACGCGCUGAAGAGCAACUUCCGGCGCGGAGAGGUCUACAACAACGGCUCCCGCGGCAUCGGCGACUGCGACAUGAACGAGGUGGUGCCGUGGGAGCGCGGCGAGGUCAUACUGGAUUACAUCAAACAGGUGGUCAUACACGAUGGUCUAACGGGAACUAUAGCGUUCGAUGAGCGAGGGAGAAGGAUUAACUACACGAUACAUGUGUGGGAGUUUACGCUGAACAGAGAAAAGGCUUGGAUUGGCGAAUGGACCUCAAGGAUGGGUUUUCGCAAUCUAAGGCCGAACAUUUACAGGGACAAGGACAAUUACGUUUUUGAGAACAAAACGAAAUACAUCACCAGUAUUCUAGAGGAUCCGUAUCUGAUGUUGAAGAAGGACGACAACGGAAACGCGAUAGAGGGACUAGAAGGCAACGAGCGUUACCAGGGAUACUGUGCCGACCUGGCCGAGAUGAUAGCUAAUAAGGUUCAGUUCAAAUACGAAAUCCGGUUGGUGGCUGAUAAUCAAUACGGAACAGAGAUGGAAAAUGGAGAAUGGAACGCAUGGUCGCGAGAACUCAGAAACGGGGAGGUAGAUAUGGCGAUCGCUGGCAUGACGAUCACGGCCGCUAGGGAGAGUGUCGUCGACUUCUCCAAGCCGUUCAUGAGUCUCGGCAUCAGCAUCAUGAUCAUGGAGCCGGAGAAACCCAAGCCGGGAGUCUUCUCCUUCAUGAACCCGCUCUCCUACGAAAUCUGGAUGUGCAUCAUUUUCGCGAUGAUAGGUGUGAGCGUCGUACUGUUUCUCGUCUCGCGCUUCAGUCCGUACGAGUGGAGAGUCGAGUACACGGGCAACGGUCCCGAAAUAGUCAACGACUUCAACAUCUUCAACAGCCUCUGGUUCUCUCUCGGCGCCUUCAUGCAGCAGGGCUGCGAUAUUUCUCCCAGGUCGAUCUCGGGCCGGAUCGUCGGGUCGGUGUGGUGGUUCUUCACUCUCAUCAUGAUCUCCUCCUACACUGCUAACCUGGCCGCCUUCCUCACCGUGGAGCGCAUGACGGCGCCGAUAGAGAGCGCUGACGACCUAGCGAAGCAGAUGGAGAUACAGUACGGAACCUAUCAGGGAGGCUCUACGUUCCGCUUCUUCAAGAAAUCGACCCUUCCGACCUAUAAGCGGAUGUGGUCAUUCAUGAGCACGCAGAAACCGUCAGUGUUCACAGAGUCGACGAAAGCCGGCAUAGAACGAGUGAGAAAAUCCAAGGGGACGUACGCCUUCCUGCUGGAGUCAACGACUAAUGAGUACGAGAACAACCGCAAGCCGUGUACGACCAUCAAAGUCGGCAGCGACCUCGACUCUAAGGGCUACGGCGUCGCCACACCGCUGGGCUCCGAUCUCAGAGAAAAGAUAACAUUUGCCGUGCUGAAGCUGCGAGAGGAUGGGGAUCUACAGAAGCUGCGGACGAGGUGGUGGUAUGACAAUACCGAAUGUUUUGAUCGAGAGACUGCCAAGGAUUCGGCACAGUCCAACGAACUCACGCUAAACAACUUUGCCGGAAUCUUCUAUAUUCUGAUCGGCGGUCUCGUUUUCUCCAUCAUCACGGCCGUCAUCGAAUUCAUUUAUCGAUCCGUAUCGAAACAUCGUUCGAUCAAUGCCUUGUUUUUCCAGGACACGGUUCAGAGUAAUGAGUUGAAUAUGAUGAACGUUGCUGGAAUAUUCUACAUUCUCAUAGGCGGCCUCGUACUCUCAAUGUUGGCCGCAGUCGCCGAGUUUGUGUACAGAUCACGCGACGAAGCUAACGAAUCAAAGCAAAGCCUGAUGGCGACGAUGAAGCAGAAGAUGCAGAUGUCGCUGCGAGGCAACAUGGACGUGUCCGAGGCGGAGGAGACGACGGAGCAGGACACCAGAGGAGCCGCAAGCUCGUCCGUAAGUUCAUUCUGAAGUUCAUACGUCCGUAAGUUCCGUACAGUCCGUAAGUUCCGUACAGUCCGUAAGUUCCGCACAGUCCGUAAGUUCCGUACAGUCCGUAAGUUAAUACAGAAAUCGAAAGAAAUUCCCAUUUGCAC